AUGGAGAGAGUCCAUGCAUCUGCAUGGGAGCAGUUCAUCAAGAAAUUGGCAGGGACAUGCUCUUGUCGGACUCCACUGUUGAAGAACUAUGACAGAAUUGAUAUCCUAGCACGCAAAACAUCACAUCUAAGAGGACGAAUUACCAUCACAAUGAUUUCGCCAGAACCAGAGCCUGUCACUCUCAAAGCCGCUUGGCUUCGGAUUUAA
This is a messenger RNA of Paracoccidioides brasiliensis Pb18, 207 nucleotides long. RefSeq lists its product as uncharacterized. The transcript has 2 exons. Bases 1 to 207 code for a protein of 68 amino acids. The record is from RefSeq and is a predicted model, not a curated record.